Molecule: messenger RNA, 1449 nt
Organism: Thamnophis elegans (Western terrestrial garter snake)
Lineage: Eukaryota; Metazoa; Chordata; Lepidosauria; Squamata; Natricidae
Product: solute carrier family 35 member F4-like
Cellular component (GO): membrane
Source: RefSeq, a predicted model, not a curated record
AUGGAUGUCAAGGCGGCGCCCAACGGGGUAGCCACCAUCGAGGACCGAAUCCUUCGAAUCACCGGCUACUAUGGCUACUACCCCGGCUACUCCGGCCAGAAAAGUGCCUCCCGAUCCUCUGUCGUCCGAUGCAAGCCGGGAGCCAACUGCCCCAGCACGCAGACUGGCCUCCGCAGGCAGCAUUCCCCUUUAUCCGCUGCUGAAGAUUCUGCUGCUCCCAUUCUAGAGCUGCAGAGUCGGAGUCCUUCUGGAUUUUGCCGGCACGGCAGAGGAGAGAGGCAGGACAGAUCAGGAGAAGAAGGGACACAAACUCAAGCUGAAAACAUCAGCCAGGAGAGCCACGCACAGACCCGCUGUGAGUCUUGUACAUCUACUUUCAAGAUCCUCUGGGGAUUUCUAAUUAUUUUGUCAGUCUCAUCCUCUUGGAUUGGAACAACACAGAUUGUCAAAAUCACAUACAAGCACUUUGAUUAUCUUUUCAUGACUUGGUUUUCUACAAAUUGGAAUAUUAUGUUUUUCCUUUAUUAUUCUGGACAUUUUGCAACUUCCCAGGAAAAGCAGUCUCCAAUCAAAAAAUUCAGGGAAUGUAGUCGGAUCUUUGGCGAAGAUGGUCUGACGCUGAAACUCUUUCUUAAAAGAACCGCUCCCUUUUCUAUUUUGUGGACUUUGACUAACUACCUAUACCUGCUGGCUCUGAAGAAGCUGACCGCCACAGACGUCUCGGCCCUCUUCUGUUGUAACAAAGCCUUUGUCUUCCUGCUCUCGUGGAUUGUCCUGAAAGACAGGUUCAUGGGUGUCAGGAUAGUUGCCGCAAUAAUGGCCAUCACUGGAAUUGUUAUGAUGGCCUAUGCAGAUGGUUUCCAUGGCGAUUCAAAUGGUGUUGCAUAUGCAGUUGGAUCUGCUUCGACCUCUGCGCUAUAUAAGGUUUUGUUUAAGAUGUUUCUUGGAACUGCCAACUUCGGUGAAGCUGCUCACUUCAUCUCUACCCUUGGCUUCUUCAACUUGAUUUUCCUUUCCAUCACUCCCAUCAUCUUGUACUUUACCAAAGUGGAAUACUGGUCACCCUUUUCAGCUGUGCCAUGGGGCUUUCUGUGUGGAAUUGCAGGCCUCUGGCUGGCUUUCAACAUUUUGGUGAAUGUUGGUGUUGUGCUUACAUAUCCAAUCUUAAUAUCUAUUGGGACAGUACUCAGUGUUCCUGGCAAUGCAGCUGUUGAUCUCCUCAAACGUGAGGUGAUUUUUAGUGUCGUCCGAUUGGGAGCCACCAUCUUCAUCUGCCUUGGGUUCCUGCUAAUGCUUCUUCCUGAGGAAUGGGAUGAAAUUACACUGAGAUUUAUCAACAAUUUAAAAGAGAAGAAAAGUGAAGAGCAUGCUGAAGACGUGACUGAUUCAAACAUUCACUUCAGGAGCAGGAGUAGAGCGAAUGGGACGGUGUCUAUACCGCUGGCUUAG